Lineus longissimus is the source of this 3629-nucleotide messenger RNA. RefSeq lists its product as uncharacterized. The record is from RefSeq and is a predicted model, not a curated record. The transcript is spliced from 4 exons. The coding region runs from base 243 to 782 and encodes 179 amino acids. NCBI's taxonomy places the organism in Eukaryota, Metazoa, Nemertea, Pilidiophora, Heteronemertea, Lineidae.
CAGUCCUGAAUCCCCCGUGUUAAGAACAUGUUGCUGAAGUAUUUGAUGAACUCCAAGACACAAGUUCUCAAAUAUGUUCUUGUCGGUGUAGCAUUCCUAGGGCUGCUCGGAUGGAACGCUGUCCUCCAGAGACGUUUGGCUAGACUGGGCGCAGAUGAAGGGGAAUCACGACCGCGACGUUCUGUAACUGGAUCGCUUGAUAGGCCUUCCUUCGGUCCAUCUGGGGGUGCCAUGUUUGUUCGAUGGGGCCGACGUGUCCGAACGGCGAGUCUGAACUUGUGUAUUCAGGCAUUGUUGGGGCAUCGAAUCACCUCGAGACGGGAGGCUCUGCCGAGUACGCCUGCCUGACCAGGGAGCCCCAGUACGCCAGUAAGGUUACUGGCGUUCUCAGCGCGGCAAAGAUAAUGGGCGUUGAGUUUGAAGUCUCGUCGGGGAACAUUUUCGACACGUCGAAAGCAGCCGGAGGCAACCUUCAUAAUGCCGACGUGGUGUGUGCGGUGUGUCGGAGCCAGGCAAGGGCAAGUCAGGUGAUGAUUCCUGGCCUUAAAGAAUGUUACCCAGGGUGGAGCUUAGAGUACUGGGGUUACUUGAUGACUGGACACUACGGACAUAAAGCUCAACACAGCUGGGCAUGCGUGGAUAACACUCCUGAAGGCGACGAGAAGGGAGCACGUAACGACGACGGGGGCCUCAUGUACCUGGUGCAUGGAGUAUGUGGAUCACUGCCAUGUCCAAAUUACGUCAAUGGCCGAGAACUCACGUGUGUUGUGUGUACGAAAUAAGGAAUCGCGUCUUUAGGAUGCACAAGCCGAUAUGCAGUAGCGGGGCACCUGGCUUGAUUUCCAAUUGUAAAAGAAAGGAAAACACUUCCUCUCGAAUACCGACAGGCCAUUUCAGCGAAUUCUGACGCAGUAUUUUACCCCUCAUGAAUUACACCAUAAUUCCGUUUAAAUAUGGGCGACACUGUCAAUGGCGGCCGAUUUUGUUUUCACGCUCGUAUUAAUCCCGGCAAAAAGCAGCCUCAAUGAACGAAUGGAAAAAUAAUUUCUAUGGGUAUAUGUCUAUAAAGACAAAGUCAAAACACCCGGCCCAAGAAACCAGGUUUCAUUCCUGUCGUUUGCGUGCCACAAGACUAUAACUGUUUCGCCCCAAACCCGAGGCUGGUGUACUGUGGCCAUGUACAUGUAUGCCGACGGUCAGCCAUAUCGGUCGACAUUACGUAAUACACGAACAAGUUAAGAACUGGCCGCUGUUCUAAAGAUCCGUCACGCUUGACAGAGCACCAAAGAACGACCUAUUCGUGGCACCGGAGACUUGUUGAUCAACAAUUCAGGACAAUGGCAGAAUCAAAACAAAAAUCAGCUGACUUUGAAACGUUUGUGCUGUGGUAACUGGUGCCCAUCACUUGUCUUGUAUAAUGUAUUAAUCCUCCACUCAUGUCAUGAUUGACAGCUUCCUCGUUCGUUCGUUCGUUCGUGAAUUCCUCCCGCUAGAAUCGAGAAACCCUUAUAAAAGGUCAUUGUAUUUACAGUCUCUGGCGAUAUAUAGUCUGUGGCAUAUUAAGUUGCAUAGCGAGUUGGCCCUGUCAGUGUUUGAUUUUAAUGAAAUUAUAGGAGUAUUUCGAAUUGAGCUUGUAUUAAUAUUUUUGGUGUUGCCAUUCAGUUUGUGUGUAGUGUAAUAGGUCAGUACAUCCAUCCUGUAUUCCCAGCCGUUCAAAAUCGCAUAGCACAACUCUGUCUUCGUCUGAGGAGGGGGUAGUCCGUCUCCUUGGUAUAGACUGCAUAGUGCCGAGAUCAGAUUCCCUCGAUCCUUCUCAAGAGAUGGGCAUGUGACUAGAAAGUGUGGGGCAUCUUCCUCUUCCGAGCGACAUAAUGGGCAUUGAGGAUCAACCUCUUGCUUGUUGAAGCGUACUCUGUCCUGUCGUAGGCCAAAUCUACCAACCAGGAGUCUCGCUCUUGCAGUUGCCUCUGUAACUAGAUACUGCUUUCCUUUACAAGCUUGCCGCAGAGGGUGGGGGCGACCUAUCCAUACCUGGUCGAGGAUCAUCCAUUGGAGGGUCUUUCUGGCUUGAGCUUCAGAAACUAAGGCGUUGGUCCACGAGUCCUUAAUCAACAUGAUGGUGUUAUCUUUCCAGUGGCAUUUCUUCCAGGGGUGUUGAAGUGCCUGGUGGAUGUUGAUGCCAUACUUUUCGGCUGUUUUACAUAUCUUGUCGAGUCUUGUGAUGGCUCCAAACAGGGAGAGUUGACGUGCGUGAGUUGUUGCCUCGAUUGGUAUUGUUCCAAGCAGCAGGUAGAUGGCCGACUUAGCUGUGCUUUCCGGUAGACUCUGGAUUAGUGCCUUUCGGUGAAAGAGAUCGAGUUGGGACACUUGAGCUGCCGACAAGAUGGUGGCUUCCAGACCAUCCAGAAGUCUUGGGAUGACGAAGGUGUCAUAGAUUUUCAUUGAUGCGGAAGGGUCUAGACCAUUAUAGCUGUGAAAACCCACACCCAUCAGGGCAUAUGCUGUCCGUCUUGCCAGGGUAAUCCUCGGUGAAAUAUCAGGGGACGUCUUUCCCUUUUGCCAGUUUAGCCCAAGAUGUACAAAAUCCCCCGCUAUAGUAGCUGGUUUGCCCCCCAGGUGCCAUUCCUGAGCUUUACUUGAGCUUGCUUGCGACUGGUGGUGUGGACAUACUACUGAUUUCACUGGAUGUAGUUCAUAAAGAUUGGUGUUUGAGUGGUCGUUGCUGACUGACAUCAAUGCUUGAAGUUCCAUGGGACUUGAUGUGAGAAGGAGUAGGUCAUCGGCGCAGCCAGGGGAUCCGAUGUAUGUAGGGCCUAUAUGCAGUCCCAGCCCUGCUUUAGUGAGGGAUGAUGCCAAAUCGUUGGCAUACAACUUGUAAAGUGUCGGAGACAUGACUGCACCUUGCUUCCUUGUCGGACUGCAUAUUCCCUGCUGUCUUCACCGCACCAUCUCACAACCUCUGUACUGGAGUCAUACAGAUCGUCAAUCAGACACCACAGAGAUUUCUUCAUUGGUGUACCAAACAUCUUGAGUUUGAGGCGAGAGUGGGACACAACAUCAAAGGCUUUGCGAGCAUCCAGUGAGCAGAUCAGCAGGUCCUGUUUCUUUUCCUUGGUUUCGGCGAUGGCUUCAGUCACAAGAAGAGAGGCCAUUGAUGGUGAUCUUCCGGCUGAAAAGCCAUACUGAAGUCCGCUCUGCCCAUCUGUGAGGUCUUUCUCAGUGCACAUGAGGCAAAUCAGCUCCAGUAGUUUACCAAAGAUUGACGUUAUUGUGAUCCCGCGGUAGUUAUCUAGCAAAAAGGAGUCCUUUCCUUUCUUUGGAAUUGGGAUCUUGUACGCCGUCUUCAUUAUCUUCGGGGCCUUUUUCGCCUUCAUGAUGGAGUUGAAAAUGGCAGUGAGCUUUUCCAUGGCAAGUUGGGAGCAGGAGAGUAAUUUUAAAUGUUCUGCUCGGAAUCCUUCUCUAUCGGCCGCUUUCUUCUUACUCAUCCCGUCAAUCGCUUUCUUUAUCAUUGUGAUGUCAAUUUCAGUACCGUCAUCCUUAAUCUUUAUCACUAUACGAUCACACCCUCUUUAAUAUUGACCAAUCAUGUUAAUUGUAACCUUUUGUCUUGUUUUAUGAAUUAUAGUUAG